AACAGAGGGGCCCCUGACUUCGAGGAAAGUAUUUACACCUAAAGCUAAAGAAAUUGGUUGGUAAAAAAUCAAUUCCAUUUCUUGUCUUUUAUCUGUCCUGAGAAAUUCAAAAUAUAUAGGGUCUAUCGCACGGAAUCGGCUGGAAAAUACACUGUACGCGGAUCCAAAGGAGCGUUUUGUCACGUGCCUGAGAGUGAGAAUCCCCUUCUAUCAAAUCAUCGAAAGCAUCCAGUGUAGAAAAGAAAAGAAAAAAGUUUUCAUGAAUUUGUGUCAUGUUGAACUAAAUGUGGGACUGUUAUGUUGUUAAUUCAGCUCAACAACAUAGAUACCAAGCACUAUAUAAAUAGGGUCAAAUUUAUACUGUACCUAAGUAAUGAGCAUAUAAAUACAAUGAAAACAUAUGGCUGGACCGCAAAUCGAACCCAGGACGCCUGCAACUCUAGUCAGGAGCUCUACCCCUCAGCUACCUAGGCCAAUUAUAUAUCCAUGAUCUAUAUAGCCCCAGACUACAUAUUGCGAAUUAUCAACUGAUUAAAAUGCCACCACGGCGGUCCAAACGGAUGAGAAUUGAGAUGACAAGGGCGAGCGAAAGUAGAACGGCAAGGACCAGGGAGCAGCGACCCAAUGGUAUAAUGGAUGAUGGCCCAUCAGAACCGGUGCAAACCAAUUCGGAGGUCACGCAACCAUCAAGGACAACGACGUCAUCUUCUUAUGCCAUAUGCAUGGACGAUAUUCCUCCAGCAGUCCCAUCGAUCCACAACAUGCUAGGUAUGCACGUUAGCAACGCAAUUAAACAAAAAAUUAUAGAAGGGCAGUAUAUUGAUCUGGCCUCUCUAUUACCUCCUAGACCUGGUGGGGAUGAGAAAAAAUUAAUUGUAAAUAAUAUGGGGGAAAUAAUAUCCAAGGAUGCUAACCCCAAAAAUGUUGAUACCAUAGAACAGUGGACUGAUCUCAUGUUUAUAUUUGCUGGGAUUUAUCUUAGUGGCCACCCUGCUAAAUCCAUAGAGCUUUUGAAAUACAUGCAUUGUGUUAGGAUGGGGGCUAAUAGGGGAGCAAUGGGAUGGAAAGAAUACGAUGUUCAGUAUAGGUUACGUAUGGCUCAUAAUCCAGCAUCAUCAUGGGAGGAAGUGGAUUCUGAGCUCUGGUUAAUGUACAUGACCCCAACUUCAACCGUUAAUGCUCCUCAAACCCUGCCCAGAGCUACAUCCAUAGGAAAGUGCUACAACUUCAAUUUCAAAGGGUCUUGCGAAAAGUUUCCUUGCACGUACACUCACAGUUGUUUACGUUGUAGCGGCCAGCAUGCUAUGAUACACUGCACUCUUGCUCAAACUCAUAUGCAUAAUUUUCGUGCCCCCAGAUUCCCAACACAACAUGCUAACAAUCAACCCAGGACACAACAAUCGCAUUUCAGGGGACCCCAGAACCCCAACAACCUGCGCCCCCGUUUUUGAUUUACAAACCCACAAGGUGUGGGGCCUCGGCAAAACCCCUAUUAAACUCCCGGCACUUGAGAAGUACUUGUCAGAUUAUCCAAAAACUCAGACUGCGAAAAAAUUAUUUUAGGGUUUUCCCAGGGUUUUCAAUUAUAUUACACGGGGCCAAGAAUUCAUAUUCAAUCAAAAAAUUUGAUAUCUGCGUAUGAACAUCACAACGAGCUUCGAGAAAAAAUAAUGAAGGAAGUAGAAUUAGGACGGGUUGGGGGGCCAUUUCGGGAUCUACCAAUUUCAAACCUCCGCAUAUCUCCUAUCGGAGUGGUGCCAAAGGGGGACAAAUCUGGUUGGAGAUUUAUAACACACCUCUCAUUUCCUAAAUUCAAUAGCGUAAAUUUUUUCAAAGACCCAGAGGAAAGCUCAGUUAAAUAUACAUCUUUUGACUCGGUUAUACAGAUGAUUGCUAAAAUUGGUCAGGGGGCAUUUAUAGCAAAAUGCGAUAUAAAAUCAGCUUUUAGACUUUUGCCAAUAUGUCCAGGGGAUUUUGACCUACUUGGUUUUAUGUUUGAUGAUAUGUACUACAUUGAUAAGUGUUUACCAAUGGGGUGUUCUGUGUCAUGUAAGGUCUUUGAAGAAUUUGCAACAUUUUUAAACUGGUUGGCAAUAAUAAAAUCUCAUGUAGACACAUUAAUAGACUACUAUUUGGACGACUUCAUAUUUGCGGGUCACAAUGCUUCUGUUUGUAAGGACACCAUGUCUACAUUUCAUAGUAUUUGUCAUGAUAUAGGGGUACCUUUAGCUGAGGAUAAAACUGUAGGUCCUACCACUUGCUUAACAUUUUUAGGUUUGGAAAUCGACACUAUUGAAAUGCUGGUUAGAGUACCUUAUCCAAAAUGUGUUGAACUCCAAAAUCUUUUAAAACAAUUGUUCCCACUCAAAAAAGUCACACUUAAGCAGUUGCAGUCAGUGCUGGGAAAACUUAAUUUCUUUACAAGGGCAAUUCGGCCAGGCCGUGCAUUUGUACGGCGCCUGUAUGACGCCACCAUCGGUGUCACGGAACCACAUCAUUACCUAAGAGUUACUCAAUCUAUGCGGGAGGAUAUUUUUAUGUAGUGUAGGUUUUUGGAGGAUUUUAACGGUGUGGUUUAUUUCUUAGAAGAAGAAUGGUAUUCAGAUCAAAAUCUUAAUUUGUUCACCGAUAGCUCAGGGUCUGCUCAACUAGGAUGUGGGGCGUAUUUGAAUGGGGAGUGGUGUUUCUUUAGUUGGCCCAAAAAUUGGAAAUAUAUCGAUGGGCAUCACGACAUGACCCUAUUAGAGUUUAUCCCUGUGGUUUUAUCUGUUAUCAUUUGGGGCAACAAAUUAGCCAACAAAAAAAUUACAUUUCACAUAGACAAUCAUGCAUUGGUUGCAGUUUUGAACAAACUAACCUCUAAAUCUGAGCUUGUCAUGGUAUUAGUUAGAGCAUUUGUCUUAAAAUGCAUGCGACACAACAUUUUAUUUCGUGCUGAAUAUAUUUCAACUAAAUCUAAUAAUAUUGCUGAUGCCAUUUCUCGUAAACAGUGGACCAGGUUUCGCCAGACCGCACCAAACGCAAGGAGGGACCCCGAACCCAUCGCCCAGUCAUUUCACAACCUUAUUUCAAGUUUGAACUUGAUCGGCUGCUAGAAGCUACAAUAUCCGAUAACACACACAGGGUUCAAAAAGUCGGUUUACUGUCGUAUCAAAAAUUUUGUCAUCAGUUCGCACUUGCAUAUUGGCCUCUAACACUAUGUUCGGUGGUUCAGUACUUAUUGCAUCUAUCAACAUCUGGCCUUGCUUAUUCAACGGUGCAUUCGUAUUUGUCUGCAAUUUCUUACCACUGCAAGUUACAAGGAAUAAGGGACCCAACUUCUCACUUUUUAGUUACAAAGCUUUUGCAGGGCAUGAAACGAUUAAAUCACAAUUCUGAUACAAGACUGCCUAUAACUAAAGACUUGCUUGAAAAAAUAAUUUUGGUUUUACCCACUACAUGCACUAAUUCUUAUGAAACAAGUCUUUUCUCGGCAGCAUUUUCACUGGCAUUUCAUGGUUUAUUUCGCGUCGGUGAAUUGACUGUUAAAUUCCGAACAAUAUUGUACUUGGUAUGGAAAAUCUAACUCUAGACCCUGAUAAACAGCUAUUGUUAAUCAAUCUCAAUCAUUCCAAGACUGACCAGGUAGGAAAAGAUACCAUUUUGCAAAUUGGUAAAUCUGAGGGAGUUGCGUGUCCAUUCAAGCUUGUUGAGAAAUAUUUAAGUGUCCGUCCGUUGACUGCAGGGCCUCUUUUUUGUCACUUCGCAUACCAAAAUUCUAACUCAUAGGCUUUGCUUAUCUAUUGUAGACAAACAAAAAGUGUGGUUAGUGGGGUCCUCAAUACUGAAGCAUGCUCAAUUAGAAGCAUUUUUAAGACCUGGAGGUCUUCACCUGAACCUGAAAAGGCUAAAUAUUUCAUUAUGGUGGCAGGGGUACAGUGGCCUGAAAUU
This is a messenger RNA of Magallana angulata, 3930 nucleotides long. RefSeq lists its product as uncharacterized. The record is from RefSeq and is a predicted model, not a curated record. The transcript has 4 exons. Lineage: Eukaryota; Metazoa; Mollusca; Bivalvia; Ostreida; Ostreidae. The coding region runs from base 537 to 1451 and encodes 304 amino acids.